Geodia barretti is the source of this 2489-nucleotide messenger RNA. Lineage: Eukaryota; Metazoa; Porifera; Demospongiae; Tetractinellida; Geodiidae. The record is from the annotation of a GenBank genome assembly.
UGCGCGCACGCAGAAGACCUCUCGCAUGGAAAGCCCACAGACCGGCGGGAGAACGGCACAGGAGGCAAGAGUGAAGCGGGAUGGGCUGGCCUCCUCAGGGAAGGCUCCACUCCAGCUAACAGGGGAGGAAAAGGCCGUACUGAUGGAGUGUAGGAGAAACUCCACCGCCAGAGGUCUGGCGGUGACUGCAGGCUCUCUCGUCCUCCUGAGAGCUCUCAUAGGCUCAGGCAGACUUCCACUGCACAUCCAGAGGUGGUCUUCGCUCUACUACACCGCUGUGGGAGCUGCGAGUUUCCUGGCAGGCCUCAGGUCUUACCGACAGACCUGUCUGGACAAGAUCAUGUCUCUGGAAAACUCUCUUCUGGCAGACCAGCUGAGGCAACACCGCAGAAAACAACAGGGGUGGACUGAGGAAGAUGGUCUGCCCAGCCUUAUGCGUGACUCACCUCCACCUCUGACCUCUUCCCCGCUCCCUCUGAGCCAACCAAACACUGUCACCAGUGAUACACCAUUCUCCAGUGAUCCAGCUGACCAGCAGCCAGAUGCAUUUGGUCCCACUUCCCUCCCUCCACCUCCUCUCCCUGGAGACUACGACAACUCAUCCUCCAAAAUCAGGGGCAGAACAUUUGAUGAAAUACGAGACGAGAAUCGCCGACGGCAACAGCAGAGACACUAUCCUCAGAGUAGAGUGGGCGGAGUCAGGGGAGAAGACGCUGGGAACAAGCCAGUUCAUGUGCGCAGAAAUAAAUAUGGUGACAUAAUCUCUGAAGAGUGACAUAAUGGUGACAUCAUCUAAUUAUAGCAAAUCAACUCAUCUGAUCUGAGCUCUGAAAACUGUUUUAAAAAAUUGAAACGAAAACUGUUAACGCAAACACAAACCGUGGGUGUGGUUCUAAAUCCUGCGGGAGGAUGAAGGAGCAGACAUGGGCUCAACCACUGAGGUGGGGAACAAGCCAGUGGACCCGUCGUCCAACAUGCCGUAGAACAUGUGGGGAGUUGGUCUGUCUAGUUCAACGAGAACAUCUCCAGCAUGUAGUGUCAGUUCACUGGGACUCUUGGCGGUGUAGUCUGCCAUGGCUCGGUAGAAACUGGAGGGAGGUUCGGGAGACACGGAGCGAGAUCCAGGUCCCGACCCUGACCCACCAGAAUGGACUGGAGACGGGCCCGCUGACCCGGGAAGUGGCGAGGGGGUGUGGUUUUGAGUGUUGUCUGGAGAAGCUGGUCGAUUUUGCUUUGUCUUGAUGACGGGGGAAGUGGGUGUUUCUUUGGUCUUGACGGGGGUAGUCUGUACAGGGGAAGUAGGUGUGGCCUCGGUCUUGUUGGAGGUGAGUUUCGGAGGUGGCGGUCGCACAGGUGUCUGUUUUCCUCCAUCUUCUGAGGUUUUCUUCACCAGACGAGGAAGAGGAGGUCGUGCCGGUAGCCCAGACCCUAUCACUGGCUGCUUCUCCGUUGUCUGCCCCUCGUUCUCUGUCUUUCUUCCCAUGUCUGGGGACUCGGCAACCAGGUUCUGGAUCACUUCUCCCUGCUUCGACCUCGGAGUUUUGGUUGGUGAACUUGUUUCUGUCUCCACUCCUUCCUCCUUCAUUGACUCUGACCUUUGCACUAUCUUCCUCAGUGACCUCAUCAGUUGUGAGCCUCUUGCUCGCAGGCUGUUGGAGCGAGUCGGGCUCCCCGCUGUUGCUGACUCGGCAUCGCUGGUAGGUCUCUCUGGAGGAGGGAAAGAGGGAGGUUGUGAGCGAGGUUUCGGGCCCUCCACCCCAGCACUGGGUGGUCUGGGAGGCGGAGGAUGACUGGGAGGAGCAGAUCGAAGGUUGCGGACUGCCUCGGCAGUCUCUUGGUUCUCUGGACUCUCUCUUAUGUCGUGGUCCACCUCCUCAAUGGGGGUAGUGGGGUCUGGAAUAGCAGCUACAGAUGUUUUGGGCUCCCUCCGUCGGGGACGAAUGGGCUGGUGCAAGCUGCUGGUUCUAGCUGGAGGAGGAGGCUUGGGGGAAUCCUGCGCCGCAGGCUGGGAGACAGCAGAAGUCAAAAGUGAAUUUGACACCCUCUUUGACAGAUGCACUGGCUUUGGUUUGAUUGGUGGUGGCUUUGUCUUGACUGGAGACAUCAACACGGUUUCUUUCUCCUUCUCCACUUCCUCUGUGGAGCCUGGUUGGCCACCCUCACUAGUCCCACUCCCUGAACCUGCAGCUCCCUCCAACACAUUCUCUCGUCACAGUCUUAGGUCCUUCAGCUUCUCUUUGUGGCACUGCUGCUAGCUGGACAGGCUGUGCAGCAGAUGACUGAGGUGCCUUUGGUGAGUUUGUGAGGGGCGAGUGGGAGGAAGAGGGAGCGGCAUGGUGGGGGGAGGGGGGAUCAGCCUCGUUGCUGGUCUCUUUACCCUCUUCUUCUUCCUCCGGGGAGGGGCAAUUGGCGUUGCUCCACCAGAGGGUGGGGCCAAAGCAGCAGGAGCUGCCUCAGCAAAGGUUGGAGUAUGAGCAGACUUGGUGGGC